Sitophilus oryzae (rice weevil) is the source of this 4824-nucleotide messenger RNA. RefSeq names its product patj homolog. The record is from RefSeq and is a predicted model, not a curated record. The transcript is spliced from 4 exons. The coding region runs from base 179 to 2611 and encodes 810 amino acids. Gene Ontology annotation, molecular function: protein binding. Lineage: Eukaryota; Metazoa; Arthropoda; Insecta; Coleoptera; Curculionidae.
UCAACUAGAGGUGUAGUUUUUGACAACUAAAAUCGAAAUUUGACGUGUAUAUCGGGUGAGUAGAGGCGCAGCAAAAACGAGUGCUAGAAAUGCUUUAUAAAAUUUAAUUAAACACUUAAUUACCGUUUUCGGAAGCUGAUCACAUUUGUGCGUUAAUCUUAUUCUAAAAUAUAUUAUCAUGAUGCAUUUAAACGCGGAUGUUUCAAGUGCCCUUCAGCUCUUGGAAGACAUUAAGAACACGGUAGAUGACCUAGGGGACCCAAAAUUACAAACGAAUACUUAUCCAGAUUUAAAAUUGCUAAUAUCUGUGUUAGAGAAUCCCGUAUUUAGGAGUAUAAUUACUGUUUGCGAAUCGCUCAGCGAACUAAAUCAACAGUUGGGGCAACACCCUUCAAUUUUGCCUGUAGAUUUUGAUAUAACUGCCGCAGGCGAACUUGUACUGAAUGUACCCCCUGCAGGUGAGCUUUAUGAUCCAGAAUAUAGCGAUUAUCCAACUAGAGACUUUGAUGAACAAAGAGUACCUUCAGCACCAAUUUCUCCCAGUUCACCACAAACAUUAGCAUUUGCCUCUUCAGACAAUAAUAAAAUGCUGUCUUUAUUAAAUAGCCAAAAAAUGAAUGGGUCACUGUGUAAUCCAGAGGCAUUAAGAGGUGGAUUACAAGGUACCAGUAAUUUUAAUCACCUGGAUGAUGAUAUAAUUCACAGAUCUCCUUCUGUGGGCAGUGAUAACUCUAAAACUGGCUCUGAUAAUCUACCAAACAGUGAGUGGUCUCAGGUGGAAAGCAUAGAUCUUAUUAAUGAUGGAACUGGUUUAGGUUUUGGCAUUGUUGGUAUGAGAAAUAUGGGUGUAGUUGUGAAGACUAUUCUACCUGGGGGAGUUGCUGAUAGAGAUGGGAAACUUCAAAGUGGUGACCACAUACUUCAAAUAGGUGAUGUAAACUUACAUGAAAUGGGUUCAGAGCAAGUUGCCACAGUCCUAAGACAAUCCGGUACUCAUGUAAGAUUAAUUGUUGCCCGUCCUGUUGAAUUGUCUUCCCCAGAGUACAAAUAUUUAGGAAGUUCCGCCCCUAUAGUGCCUACAAAACUUUUACAUGAUGCCCCUGAAUUAGAUAAAUAUCUAAUACAGCACAAAAACCCUCCUGUUUUUCAUAAAGAAACUGAUGUAUUUUCUACUGAUCUGGCUAAAACUUAUGCAUUAUCUAGAAUCCCAGCUUCGCCUUCCUUACCACUAUUAAAUCUAGAUGUGGCUGUUAAAAUGCCUGAAAUGGAAAAGUUUGUUGUUGAGCUGAAAAAGGACACCAAUGGUUUAGGUAUUACCAUUGCAGGAUAUGUUUGUGAAAAGGAGGAACUAUCAGGCAUUUUUGUAAAGAGUGUAAGUAAAGGCAGUGCUGCUGAUGUCAGUGGCAAAAUUAAAGUCAAUGACAGAAUAGUGGAAGUUGAUGGGCAAAGCUUACAAGGAUAUUCAAACAUUCAAGCUGUGGAGGUGUUAAGGAAUUGUGGAAAUGUAGUGAAACUAUGUUUGGAACGGUACUUACAUGGUCCCAAAUAUGAGCAACUCCAACAGGCCAUUGCUGCAAGUGAAACCAAGCCACCAUCACCUCUAAACUCGUCACGAUAUCCGAAAGAAGAUGGGAGCCUUCCUAUUGGAGGCGACGAGCCUCGCGACCUUUUUAACGACACAAUUAAAAAGGAAGACCCCCCUGUCUUUACUGAUGAACAACUCCAAGAGAAAUGGUCCCGUAUCAUGGGACCCGGUAUUGAGAUCGUCGUAGCGCGAUUGAAAAAGUUCGGCGAAAAGGGAGGACUAGGCAUCAGCCUGGAAGGGACCGUUGACGUAGAAGAUGGCCGCGAAGUGAGGCCCCACCAUUAUAUUCGCUCCAUUCUUCACGAGGGACCCGUCGGGAAAAAUGGAACCCUCAAAUCAGGGGACGAGCUCUUAGAAGUCAAUGGACACCAACUUCUUGGCAUGAACCACCAUGAAGUAGUCAGCAUCCUUAAAGAACUGCCUCUAGAUGUCUGCAUGGUUUGUGGGCGGAGCCCCACAAAUCUCUUCAGAGAAGAAGCUUAUCCAGAAAGAAACAUUCUCCUGACGCGUAGUUUAAAUAACUUAAUCCCCGCCUCAGACAGAUUAGUCAAAGCAAAAUCAGACGGCUCUCUCGCCAGCAGUAUCGCGAUGACCGGUUCUUCUGAAGCCUCUUUUUCCAAGAUGAAGUCUCGCUCUUUGGAGCCCCUCACGGGACUGGCUAUGUGGAGCUCGGAACCUCAAAUCAUCGAGCUGGUCAAAGGCGAACGAGGCUUGGGCUUCUCGAUUCUGGACUAUCAAGAUCCCAUCGACCCCAACGACACGGUUAUAGUUAUUAGAAGUUUGGUACCGGGUGGCGUAGCUCAGCUCGACGGUAGGUUGAUUCCUGGGGACAGGUUGCUGUUCGUUAACGACACGGUAUUAGAAAACGCUUCUCUAGAUCAGGCUGUUCAAGCCUUAAAGGGGGCACCUAAGGGCAUAGUUCGAAUAGGCGUGGCCAAACCUUUGCCUAUCCCUGAUACAAUGGCUCAUGGAUCACUAAUGGAUGUUGAUCCAGAUAGAUAUCUAAGUUCAGACUCUUUUAAUUAGUUGUAACUAUAGCUUAGCCACUUUUUCGAAUUUUUAAAGUUAAUUGUUAAGCAGCGAUAUUCUGCAGUUGAUUCUCUAACUUGGAUUCAAUUCAGUAAAUCAAAGGUAUUUAUCUUUUAUUUAUUUAAUAUUUUUUAUUAAUAUAAGAUAUUGGUCAUUUCGGGAAUACCUAUACACCUCGAAUAGGGUUUUAACUUGUACUAUUUUUGAUGAAAUCAUACAGCGUGUCUCAAGUUUCAAGUUAUGACAAAAAUCGAAAACAAAUAUCUUUAAUUUACUUAGUUUAUUACGAACUAGAGAAUUACCCUGUACAUAAAAUUAACUCGAAACGAUAAGUACCAAUUACACUCCGAAAAUCGUCAUUUAUAUACUAGGUUUAUUUUCAUAACCAAAAUAGGCCGAACAUAGUAAUAAUAAAAUACCAGUUAUUAUCUCUUAGAUAAGUAAUUCCUCAUUAUUUGUUAUGGGAUAUAUUUAUUUUCAACUCUAUCUUCUUUUUUGGAGUAGCAUAUUUCCUAAGAAUCAUUGCUAUAUAUAUACAAAAUACAAAAAUAGAAUAUAUAUAAAAUAAAAAAAAAUAGAAUACAAAAAUAAAACGAACUUAGUAAUAAGUAGCAGUAAUUUUUCAGUGAUCUUAAUUAUUAAUUUCUCUUAAUUAUUUUAUUAUUUCCAGUAUAUUGUUGUAAAUAAUAUGUAGGGAGCCUUGGUGCCACAUUAUAUAUAGACUAUUUAAUCUGUUGAUAUACAUAAUAAGGCGAAAUAGUAAGUAUCAGUUACUUUAUUUAAUAUAUCUUCUUUCCAUAAUAAGUAAUGGUCUCCAGUAAAUAUAAACAUUAAAAUACUGUACAUAUAGUAAUAAUAAGUAUUCUUUACUUGAUAGUAAUAUUUUUAUGUAAGCCACUGCUUAGUUUCAAUACCUGUCUAGGAUAUUUUUUUAUUACUACUUGUUAUUGGAACAACGUACAGAUUUAGUGAGAGCUUUGAUAUUAAUAUAUAAAAAUAACGCGAACAUAGUAAUAAGUAAUACCAGUUCUUUCAGUAAUCUAACACUCCAAUUGUUCAGACGCUAAAUAUUUGGCUCGCUGUAUAUAUAAUAGUGGUUUUAAUGAAUAUAAAUUAGUAUAUUAUACUCUCGAAUACCGUAUAUUUAUGUACAUACGUUCACUACAGAUUGAAGAUACACACUCUGGAACAAACUCAGUAUUUUGAAAGGGGAUAUUAAGCAUUUCGAUCCAUAACUACGCUCUUUAUCGUACUUUUAUAUAGAUCUACAUAUAAUACUAAAUAUUAUGUACUUAAAAUUGAGUAGUUGACUAAACUGCCUGUAUUUACACCAAUUUUUAAUAAUUGUUAAUUCAAGAACGAAUCAAAAUAUAUUUAAACGACUCCUUUAGGAUAAAGUUUGUAUUAUUAGGAAUAGGUCUCUUAAUAUAUUAGUGUAAGAAAUCAAAAAAAAAAUCAAAAAUCAAGAAUAAAUUACCGUACAUAUAAAUAUAUAAAAGUAAUAUUGAACUAUAAAGAGGGGGUAAUUAAAAUUCUAUAAUCAGGUAAUAGAUAUAAUAAAUAUUUUUUAUGUUAUGGUUUAUAAAUACACAGGAUCAUGUGCCAUAAUUAUCAUGCUUAAACUGAAUAUUUUCAAGCUACACCCUGUGUAUAUUUAGGAAUUCAUAUUUUGGAUAUUUUACAGCCUAUUCGAUUUUUGUACUAUAUAGAUUUUUUUUUCAAUUGCAUUUUAUAUAAAUAGAUGUAAAUAACGACAUUUUUUUGGAAGAUUUUUUAUGUGGUAUGUUAGCAUGUAAGAGCACAAUAACACACAUAUCUGAUAUGAACACCCGAAAAAUAAAUAAUACUGGACCGUACAAUAUCAUUUUUGGUUUAUAGGGCUCAAACGCACUGACGACCAGCUCGCAGCGACCAGCAUUUGAUUUAAUGGUAUUACUGGUUGGUAUCAAAAUCAAGACCAAGCUGCGACCAGUAAUAUCAAUAAAUCAAAUGCUGGUCGCUGCGACCUGGUCGUCAGUGCGCUUGAGCGUUUAAGAAGCUAAGAAAAUUAAAAGAAAAUAAAGUCAACUACUUAAUUCGUUUUGCAUUUAUCUCAUAUGUGAUACAGUGAUAAUAGGAAUAUAAACAUUGUAAUAAGAUUAUUAAAGAAAAUUCUUUUAGCAAUAACGAGAGUUUAUAUAGAUUUACCCAAUAAAAAUAUUUCAAAACCA